AUGACGCCCUCUGUGGACAGGAUCGGUGUGCAGAAUCCGAUCGUGGAGAUGGACGGUGCUUCCUCGCGCUAGACUUGCUCUUAUCUUUCUCCCGUUAUCAACUCGUUCUUUUUCUUCCUCACUUAAUGCUUGGUUACAAUUAUAUUCGUUACCUUUCAGGUGAUGAGAUGACCAGGGUCAUUUGGAAGAUGAUAAAAGAAAAGGUGGUCCUCCUCUCUGCCAUCUGUCCAUUUUUAUCUGGCAAUGCCGUGUCUGGUUUGAUCUGCUAUAAAUUUUUCGUUGUCGAUGUGCUAACCUUGCUAUUUUGUGUGUGUUUGUGUUUUUAUUUUUUAUUUAACCAAUGGAAGCAGCUUAUUUUUCCUUAUCUGGACAUAAACAUCAAAUAUUUUGAUCUUGGCCUGGAAAAUCGUGAUGCCACAGAUGACAGAGUAACUGUAGAAAGUGCUGAAGCUGCCCUAAAGUAAGUGUGCCUUAUCUCUAAAGAUGUAUGUCAGCGACCUUAUUGCUUUCUUUUAUCGUAUGCUUUUUGAGUCGUAAUGUCACAUUAUGGGCCAUUGUGAUGUCAUAGUGUUCUGCAGAUUAUGCACUUUGUCCUUUCUGUACAUGAUAUGGGUGUGAAUCAAUUCUCAAAGUCAGGUGGUCGUUUCUUCUUAAACACGUAUCCAACCCUGCAAUGAACAAUUCAUUACAUGCUUCACAUCAUCUGACAUAACUUUUUACUUUAGUUCACCCUCUCCUGUUGUAAUGCCCAACUGUGUGAGUAGCGGUUGAUCCUAGAGUAAGGCACCUUUUAAAUUAUGGGGCUAUCUACUGAAAAUUGGAAUAAUUCUGCAUAAUUCAUACAAUUUUCGUAUUACCCAUUAUCCACUCUUAAUUACAGUGUGAGUUCAUGCAAUUAUCAUUUCCCUUAUGAUAGGAAAUUUUCUUAGUCGACGACAUGUCUCCUGUUUUGAAUUUUUUUUCAUGUUUGUCCGAUACAUAUGUUUGCAGAGAUUUUUUUUGUCGCCAAAAAGGUUUAUCCUGCAGGUACGUUUUUCUUAUUGCAGGUAUAAUGUCGCUGUGAAAUGUGCAACAAUAACACCUGGUUGGUGAAACUCUUUUCCUUUUUUACUAUUGACGUCCGUCUUUCAUUUAUCUCAUUGUUUAUGCAGGUACCUCUCUGAAAUGUUUGUACGGUAGAUAUACUAUAACUAUCAUUCACUUUAUACAUUAUACACGCAACCAACAUUCAUUGGUACACUAUACCUAUACAUUCACUUUAUACACGUUAUAAAUGCAACUAACAUUUACUGACUUCGUACACCCAUGUCCUCUUGUUUACUAAAUGAAAGUUAGGUCGCAGUAACAGUCAUAUGUCCUUAAAGAGGAUGUUUGGCUUAUCAUUUCCAUCGAAAAACUUACCAUAUUGGCUAUGGGAUCAGGUAGAUAUUACUAAAGAUCCGGGUAACUGGCAAAUUUGUCUGAUCUUCCGUUUGAUGUUGAACUUAUAAAAGGGAGUGUCAGUCAGAGGUAGCUUUUGAUAGCUUGCCAGCAGUCCAGAUCGGGCUGUCGUGAGGUAAAAAACCUAAUAGGCUGUGCGUAAAUACAUGGUAAUUUGUAUUUUUAAAAUAUCAUUAAUUUUCGGAGAAAAAUAAUCUGUUAGAAUUCCUGUUGCUGAUCUAGCCCUGUCAGUUUCUGUGUGAUGGCUUGUGUGGAACAUUGGGAGUUGGCUGGGAAAGUUUAUUUCUUGCUUGAGUUUAAGGUCAGAGAAAUUAUACUACCAAAGAAACUGGUUUACGUGGACCAGAAACAGCUAAAUUACAAUUAAGGAUGAUAGACUAACUUGAAGAUGCUAUUAAGGUACAGUUAAUUAUAUAAUCGCCGCUUGUAUUUAUUUAAGGCUGCUGAUGCAGGGAAUCCUGGAUGAUGAAAUGAUCCCGGUUGAUUGAUUCCGGGACUAGAUAUUCCCCUUUGGAAAUUCUUUGUGUUGAAGUUGCGUAUCUCUUACGAUACCAGAAAGUUGAAGACAAGUGUAAAAGUUUCUUAUGUUUAGAGAAAUUAUUGAAGAUUCAAGUUUGAGUUCAAACCAGUCACUCUAUUCUCAGAUUGUCUUGUGGUAGACCAAAAGUUAAAAGAGGUAGAGAAAUAUCAGUUACUUCCCAGUGUUGCAGAGAUGAAGUUUAUAGCGAUUGGGUUCAACUAGGACCAAUUUCAGGUUACUUCCUGGUGUUGUGCGAUGUUUCCUCGAGUUAUUUUAUUUUUCUACCUUUUGUGUAUGUCAAUGAAAAGUGUUGGCAGACCAUGUCCUUAAACAAUGCAAUGGUAGAGGGGGAAAAUAUGCUAUUUGGUUUUGUUGAACCAAAUGUAUGUUUUAAGGGUUUCACUGCUGUGUACUUAUACGGAACCUUGUUACCAUGUGAAAUGGAUGUGACCCGGGGUUUUGGAGGGAUUUCAAAAUGAUAGGCAGUUCUAAAUAUUUCAGGCUUUUCAGACGUCUGAAAAGGGCCAAAUAAAGUAAGAUGGGCGUAAACAUGGAUUCUAUUCCGAUUUACAUAUUAUCUGGCUACCAAUUGCAAAUGCCUGAAACCGUGGGUUCUUACUUGUAUGUGUCUUUAUGUAGACAUUUUUCUUCCAGAUUGAUGGAACUAAGCUUACGAUGAUCCAUCAUCGACCCUGAUUUCUUUAGAGUAAUGCUAUGUGCUUAUAUUGCCUUCCAAGAAAUCGAAUUUCAAUUUGUCAAUGGAGGAACUUGAACGCCCGUGUUCUUUGAGUUCUAAUACCUGUUUUCAUACAAUUUGGACGACAGAUGAAGCUAGAGUGAAGGAGUUUGGUCUAAAGUCCAUGUGGAAAAGCCCCAAUGGGACAAUAAGAAACAUCUUGAAUGGUUUAUUUUCUCUCCCUUUCUUUCUGUGUUGUCAGCAUUUGUUUUGGUCUACAUUAAAUUGGUUUGAUUUAGAUAACUAUACUAAAAACGCUUUGGCUUAGUCUAUCUUCUGUGUAUAUCUAGAAAUCCGCAUUCACAACACUUUGCCUUAUUUGUGAAUAGUUGUAUCACCCACUUUCGAACAGCCACUUUUGGUUCUUCAAGCAUUAUAAUGCGCUUCAGUAAAAUCCUUCCAAGUACCAUCCUUCAGAGCUAUGCACGUGUUCCCAUAGAUUCAGGGAAACGAUUUGGUCACACUAGAAGUUUUCAUGUUGACAUAGUUUUUAUGAUUCAUGUGGUAUCUUGUCUAAAUUUCCACGUCCUUCCUGGAUGAUGUUUUCCCCUAAACAGUAACGGAUAAUGCAACAUGUAUGUACAAAUAUACGCCUAUGCACUUAUCUUCAUCCUGCUGAUGGUUCUAAUGACCUCGUGUGUUUAUAUCUAAAAAGUAACAUUAUCCAUAAAAAAACAUAGUUUCCAUACGUUGGAAUGGCUGUAGCUUGUAGUGCGAGAAAGUACAUAUUUUAUCAACCCCAUUCUACAUAAUGCGGAGGUUUCGAACGUUUUAAGUAGCACUCAACGUGCACAUACAGAAUCCCAAACAUAUUCCCCCAGCAUCGACCUUUGCCUUACAUUUCAUUCGCCUUGUGGCUUGCUCGUAAGGUAUACUUGACCACAUUUAUAUAUUCUUUGCCAGAGUUCUGGGGAUUCAAAUACUAGUGCACUGAAGGAUAUAUUACACAGUAAAUCUAUCCAAUCUUGAGCCUUAUGAAACUUGGUGUUACCAGUCGUCUUAUGGACUUACAUACAACGAUAGUGAUUUCAGUGCAUGGUUUUGAGGAUUCAGGUGUAUAUAAAACGCUUCAUUUAUCUCCUCAGAGUGGGAUAAUGCGAACGGGGAACUGAAAAUUAGUAAUAGCCUUCUGGUAAUACUAGAGGAUCAACAUCACUACUUCUCUUAUACAAAAUUUUCCCUUUAGUGUUUUUUGUAAAUUUUUCUUGUAAUAUUGUCCAAUCCAUGAUCCCAAAUCAAUGUCUAAAAUUAACCAACUAUUCUAACGCUACAUUAUUAUCUUCAAAUUUUUAGUUGCCAAACUGCAAAUCGAGUUGGCUUUCCUUUUAUUUGUUAGGAUUUGUUCUCUUCAUUGAAGAAAGGUGGCAUGCUCUGGUUUUUCAGGAACUGUCUUCCGUGAGCCUAUCAUGUGCAAGAACAUUCCACAGAUUGUUAGCAGUAAGUAACAUGCUCGGCUUUACUUUUAUACCAACUUGAACGUUCAUUUGAUGUGAAUAUCGAUGAUGCCAUUCAGGCUGGAAGAAACCCAUCUGCAUUGGCAGGCAUGCCUUUGGCGAUCAAUAUCGUGCGACUGACUUGGUUGUUAAAGGACCUGGAACGCUUAAAAUGGUUUACAGUGAGUCACAUUACAAAAAUUUAAUGGUUCGAUGGUUGUCAUUAUUUAAUUCGAUGCCUUUAUUGACAAUCUCUAUGCUUGCCCAAAAAGCCCCUACAGAUGGUGGUAUACCUGUUGUACUUGAUGUCUAUGAUUUUAAAGGUCCAGGUGUUGCAUUAUCUAUGUACAAUGUUGAUGAGGUUUGCCAUGAAACUUGAAUUCAACUAUUAAUUGAGUGAUAAAAUUAUUUCUUGAUUCUAAGUCAGAUGCAUUUGUUUCAGUCCAUUCGGGCAUUCGCACAGUCAUCUAUGUCUAUGGCGCAUACAAAGAGAUGGCCUCUUUACUUGAGCACCAAAAACACAAUCCUGAAAAAAUACGAUGGCAGGUACUGAAUGAUAUCUUUGCGCAGAAAUAAGAAAAAUCUUUCAGUUUUCUGUAUCCUCACAUAGCGAAAAUUUCGUUCCGAAAUCAUUCCAUACAAUAAUUAUUUCUCGUAAAAUACACGACACUUGCACAUUUGCUGCAUUACUGGACACUAACAUUUAAAUUCGUUUUGUUGAAUAUUGCGCCGUUUAAUGCCAAUGCAUAUCUCCUGUUUGGCUGUAUGUGCUCACUCAAAUGUUAUAAUUUCUUCUUCUUUUUUUUUCUCCUCGGGGCUUGGGAAUCUAUCCAAGCAUGCUAUGCUCAUAUCAUUUAACCUUCAAAUUAUACACAUUUAUUUUAAUUUCGAUGUGACCAAUUUGAUCCUUGGAAAAAUUGGAAUAAAGCUUACUUUUCGCCAUGGGAUGUCUCCAUAGGUUCAAGGAUAUAUUUCAGGAGGUAUAUGAAGAAGAAUGGAAACAAAAAUUUGAAGAACAAUCAAUAUGGUACGAGCACCGGCUUAUUGAUGAUAUGGUGGCCUAUGCACUGAAGAGUGAUGGCGGAUAUGUUUGGGCUUGCAAAAAUUAUGACGGAGAUGUGCAAAGUGAUUUCCUCGCUCAAGGUAAGUUAUGUGCUGAUGGUUCAGAGAAUACAACGGUCUUUUGACCGUCAGUUAGUCUCCCCCCUCCUCUUAUCUCAUGCGUGAAUUGCCCCCCUUGCCCUCCUUAUCACACUCUGUCUCUCUUAGGGCAUAAUAGAGAUUAUCCCCACAGGGAUUCUCUUCUCUUCUCUUCUCUUCUCUAUGGUUCCAAAUAUCUUGGACGAUGGUACCCAUGAAGAUAGCUACUGAUUUCAUCACUUGCUUUGCAAGAAAUUUGGUAUUUCCUGCACUUCCCAGAUCCUCAUGAUUUCUAGGUCACCUUUGGAGUGUUGGCUCCCUGUACCACCCAGUGAGCUCCUCUCGUCUUUCUCUCUCUAUCACUUAAUCACUGGUCAACCAUGCGUGUAUAGACCUGUCCGAGGCUGCCCAGACCUGUCCUCCCUUUCUGACCCAUCUCACUCCCAUUCUUCAGUCUAGUUGAGCACUACUUACCAGGUUCUACUUUGCCAUGUGGGAAUCAGAACCAGACCAAGGUCUGACUGAUAUGGUUUAUCUGGAGAUUCCUUGUAUUAUGUGUAACCAAUGUGCUUCCCCGAACAGGUUUUGGCUCGUUGGGACUGAUGACAUCUGUGCUGGUAAUAUGAUCAAACUGCUGCCACAAGUCAACUCUCGAUUCCCUUUUUCUAUCAUUUUUUAAGUAGAAGGAUCUAUUUUUGCACAGCUGUCAUCCGACGGGAAGACCCUAGAAGCUGAAGCUGCCCAUGGAACUGUAACUCGCCAUUUCCGUUUCCAUCAGAAGGGACAAGAAACUAGCACAAACAGUAUCGCUUCCAUUUUUGCAUGGACUCGUGGACUCGAGCACAGGUUCGGGGCCCACAUACAAGAUACUAAUCAUCUGGUCUCUAUCUGAUGAACAGUAUCAUAUGCUUCUCUACGAGGCCUCUCUAUGAUUCCUGGUGUAUAUAUAUAUCAUUUACAUACAUUUUUCUCUCACCUUGCAGAGCGAAGCUGGAUGAAAACGAUAGGCUGCAGGAUUUUUCCAAGAAACUAGAGUCUGCUUGCGUUCAGACCGUAGAAUCUGGGAAGAUGACGAAGGAUCUUGCUCUUCUGAUCCACGGGCCAAAGUAUGGUCUCAUUCUCUAAGCUUUUGGUCAAUAAUAUCUUCCUAUAUGUGGAAUUAUUAUGCUUAAUUUUUUAUAUUAAUAACUCAUUCAUUUUCCCAGGAAAUUCAUUAUUAUUAUUAUUAUUAUUAUUAUUAUUAUUCGGUCCAAGGUGAUGACUUUCAUCUCCUGCGCAGAGUAUCACGAGAGCAUUACCUGAGCACUGAAGAAUUCAUAGAUGCCGUCGCUCAGAAUCUCCGGGCAAAGCUUUGUGCUGAAGCUGUUCGAUGA
Molecule: messenger RNA, 6642 nt
Organism: Spirodela intermedia
Lineage: Eukaryota; Viridiplantae; Streptophyta; Magnoliopsida; Alismatales; Araceae
Source: the annotation of a GenBank genome assembly